CUUAGUCAGUGCGUGGCCGAUUGUUGUGACGGAGCCACCGGAAAACAGCUCUUCUGGAAAGAUCGGAGGGGACGUAACACGUAAGCGGGCGACAACAACCAACAGCAAAAUAUACGAAACAAGCGAAAAAAAAUCUACCUUUUUUGACUUCCACCGUAAGUGUCCCAACGGUUCGAGCGGGAAACUUUCCAAGCCACGAGAGAAGAGUGUGUGAGGAGGGCGGCCUGCUCCUAACUGUGAAACUCGGAAACUUUGGGAGCGGGAGAGACCGGUUGAGCAGGCCGCGGGCAACUCAACAGGUUUCAGGAGGCCCCUUCAUUCACCAACCCCUCCGUACCGCUCAAGAGCGUUUCGCUGUUUAACUUCCCGUUCGCCUCUUUUGUUUUCCCGUGGAGGAGAAAGAGGAAAGAGAAAGACCCUGGUUAUAAAUGCGGUUCGGAUCCAAAAUGAUGCCUAUGUUUCUCACUGUGUACCUGAGGAACAAUGAUCAGCAUUACACAGAGGUACCAAUCACUCCAGAUACCACAUGUCGAGAUGUUAUUGGCUAUUGCAAAGAACCAGGAGAGAGAGACUGUUACUUGGCUGAGCGUUGGCAUGGUGCUGAACGUGUCAUAGCAGAUAAUGAACGUAUAUACGAUAUUCUGCAACAAUGGGGUGUUCAAAGAAAUGACGUUCGUUUCUAUCUGCGCCAUGAGCAUCCACCAAGCGCAACCAGGGAUACAGGCUGUUUGAGAUUCCAGGAUCCAACGCUGAAGAGAAAUCGAGUCCAGGGUAUUAUGGAUAGACAGGUGGAAAAUGGUGUUAGUGGGCCACGUAUGGACAUGACGCUUGCUGAACUGCAAGAAAUGGCAACUCGGCAGCAACAGCAAAUCGAUUCGCAGCAGCAACUGUUGGCAACAAAGGAACAGCAUCUGAGAUACCUGAAACAGCAGGACCAUCGAGAGCAACAGGCAGCAGAGCAAGAGAAGCUACAAAAACUUCGUGAGAUUGCUGAGUGCCAGGAAGCCAAAUUGAAGACCGUAAGGUCUCUUAAAGGGCAAGUGGAACAAAACCGACUUAGCAAUGGGAAGCUGGUUGAGGAGAUUGAACAGAUGAAUAGUCUCUUCCAGCUGAAGCAGAGAGAAUUAGUGGUUGCUGUUGCAAAGGUGGAGGAGCUCACCAGGCAACUAGACAUGUUGAAAAGUGGGAAGAUUGAUGGUUAUCAUGACAACCAAUCCGUUGUGGUUGAGCUUGAUAGACUGUACAAAGAGUUGCAGGCAAGAAAUAAAUUGAACCAGGAACAGAAUGCAAAACUUCAGCAUCAAAGAGAGUCCUUAAACAAGCGGAACUCUGAAGUUGCAUCAAUGGACAGACGUAUUGGGGAUCUGCGUGAGCGCUUGUGGAAAAAGAAGGCAGCGUUACAACAAAAAGAGAAAGUGCCAGUUUCAUCCGACAAAAAUGUCCCUCAACAAGUAGUAUCUUCUGCACCCAGCCGAGUAGCUGCAGUUGGACCCUAUAUCCAGUCUUCUACUUUGCCUCGUGCCCCUCAGAAACUUGAACUUUUGGUAAAGCCAGCUUUUCCUAAUGGAUCAUCUACUCUGCCAAACGUGCAAACACAUACAGUGAAUGCUCAGAAUCCUGCAGCCAAAUCUGGAGUUUCCCCAAUUAAAACUCCUGGUGCUUGCAUUGGGACACAAGCGCUUUUACAGACCCCACCUCAGACUCUUUCUGAAAGGAAUGAAUUGACUGUUGGUGUCCCUGUUCAUCAACCUGCAGCUUCCUUGAGUACUGGUACCUCAAACUUAGUCAGAGAAGCAUCAAUAUCCAACACAUGUCAAGUGGGUGAUGGUGAUGUUGUGAUGAGAGACAAGAAUGAUAAGAGAGUGCGUUGUUUCUCCAUGUUUGAAUCCAUGGAUCCACCAACAGGAAUUCCAUCCACUGGAACAUUAAGGAAAAACCAGAGCAGUGAGGACCUUCUGCGGGAAAUUCAGGCAGCUAACAAGAAUGUGGUUAAAGUUCCACCCCCUGUCCCUUCUAAACCAAAACAGAUUUCCUUACCUUAUUUUGGAUCAUCUAAUUUAGCUGCUAUAGCAGAGAAUAAGCCAGAAUCCAUCACACCAAAGUUAACUGGGAAUGUAGGAACCUUAGUCAAUAAAAUGAAGCCAACCCAAACUUCAGGACCACAGCACUGUGCUUCAAAUGUGCAAAUUCAUCCUUCUCCAGAGGCACCUCCUGCAGCUACCGUACGACCUUUCACCCCGCAACCAUCUAAAGAGCCUCUACCCCAACCCCUGAAAAAACCAGAAACAGUGGCUGCUAGUUCUAUUUACACGAUGUACACGCAACAACAGGCACCUGGCAAAAACUUCCAACAGGCUGUUCAGAGUGCAUUGACCAAAGUGCAGACACGGCCUCAAUUCACAAGCGUGUAUGGCAAACCAGUUAUUCCUGGAUCCUCUCUGAAUUACACGGGCAGUCAGCAUCAAAGUGACCUGGAGAUUAGUAGUAUGUAUUCCAAGAGCCAAGAUAAACCAGAUGGCCCUGAUUCCGAAACUGAUAAUGCUGCAUCUCCAUCAGAUCAUUUGGAGACUGAACGCAUUCCACGACCACUGAGCCCCACAAAGCUCCUGCCUUUCAUGUACAAUCCGUACCGAAAUCAGAGUGAUGCUGACUUGGAAGCAUUAAGGAAAAAACUGUCCAAUGCUCCUAGGCCACUGAAAAAGCGUAGCUCUAUUACAGAACCAGAGGGACCAAAUGGACCGAAUAUUCAGAAGCUGCUGUACCAGCGCACGACACUAGCUGCUAUGGAGACUGCUAGCCCAAUGCCAUUCUAUCAGCCCAAACCACCUGCUGUUUCAUCUGCAGAAAUGAAUGUUGUAGAUGAAAGCACAGAUCUCAGUAUUGAACAAGAGGAAGACACUACAGCUAUGACACAUUUUCCUCUAGAUCAGUCUGAACCAAUUCCGAAGAAGGAAACUGAAGCCCUGGACACUGAGGAACAUGUUUCAUCAUCUCCUUGUGAUUCAUCUUCUGUUCUGGAGGGUCAGAUACCGACUUCUGUGGAAGAGCACCAGAGUCAAGAUAGCCCACGCUCUUCAGAAGAAUUAACAGAAGAAUAUCCCCCAUACCCACCACCUCCAUAUCCUAUUACUGGUGAACACGAAAAUAUAGGAGAUGAUAGUUUUAAUAUGCGCCCACCUGAAAUUACUGGACAUACCACCCUGCCACCUGGAAAGAGGACAAAUCUGAAAAAGUUGGGCUCGGAACGCAUUGGUCAUGGAAUGAGGGUUAAGUUCAAUCCUCUAGCACUAUUGCUUGAUUCUUCUCUGGAAGGUGAAUUUGAUUUAGUCCAGCGCAUCAUUUAUGAGGUGGAAGAUCCUAGCCAACCAAAUGAUGAAGGAAUUACAGCCCUACAUAAUGCUGUCUGUGCAGGUCACACAGAAAUUGUUAAGUUCUUAGUACAGUUUGGGGUGAAUGUCAAUGCAGCAGAUAGCGAUGGAUGGACCCCUUUGCAUUGUGCAGCCUCCUGCAAUAAUGUGCAAGUUUGCAAAUUCCUAGUUGAAUCUGGGGCAGCAGUUUUUGCUACAACCUACAGUGAUCUGCAGACUGCUGCUGAUAAAUGUGAGGAAAUGGAGGAGGGCUAUAUCCAGUGCUCUCAAUUUCUAUAUGGUGUGCAAGAGAAAAUGGGCAUAAUGAACAGAGGAGUAGUGUAUGCUCUGUGGGAUUAUGACUCUCAAACUGAAGAUGAGUUAUCCUUUAAGGAAGGAGACUGUAUGUCAAUUAUCCGACGAGAAGAUGAAGCUGAGAUUGAAUGGUGGUGGGCACGACUAAAUGAUGGGGAAGGAUAUGUGUCGCGCAACUUACUUGGUCUUUAUCCAAGGAUUAAACCAAGGCAGCGUAGUCUGGCAUAAAGUACUUGUGUAAAAGCACUACAGAUGAAGACUAUAAACAAUGUACAUUUUUAAAUGUACCUACACCAAUUCAUAUCCAAUGGAAUGGUGGUCUCCAGCCUAAAUGAAGGAAAAUUCAGCAGACAUUGUGAAUGCUUCUGUAAUGAAGUGAAUGAUUUUUGUUGUUCAGUGUUAGUAAUCACCUAUUAUAAAUGGUGAACUGAAGGUUUUUUGACAAAACUGUUUAUUUUGGUGCAUUUUAAAGGACUCUAGAUUUAGAACAUAAUAAUAAGAGCCUUAAAGUAGAUAAAAGCACAGAUAAUUAGGAAGAGAAUCAGCUAUCUUUCUUUGUUUUCCAUCUAACUUUUGUUAAAAUACAGUUUUUUUUUUUAAUGCAGUUGUUAUAUUUGCAAGGGAGCUAAAUUGUAUGCAGGGGUUGUUUGAUAGUCUGAAUAAUCAAACUGCUCAGUUUUAAUGGAAUCUUUUUAAAGAAUGAAAUAGGAUGUUCUCGGAGCAAAAUUUGGCUUCUUGUUUAAAAUAGUUUCAUGUAGGACUGCACAAAAUUUAAACGAUUAAUGCCCUUAGCUUGGUUUGUAAACAUUCCUUGUAACUGGGAAAUAAUGAUUGUCAUCUAGAUAUCCUUCUCUUGAGUAUGAUGUAACUAUGACAUUGCACUUUCCAAAGCAUGCAUCCAGAAUUUUGAAAGGAAGGUGUGCUACACUCUGUCAAAGCUUGUUUUCAAUAUUUUCAUUAACUUAAUCUGACACAUGCUAAAUAUAGCAGUAUUUUGAAGAUGACACUACAGCUUGUCUUGUUUGAGCUUGUUUGUUUCAGGCUGCAUUAACCCUCUUUCCUUGAAUGGAGAAUUUUGUUUUCAGAUUUGAAUUCUAUGUAAUGAUUUGUGUUUAAUAAUGAAGACUGUGACUGAUAGUAUUUUAAACUUUCCAGGAAACCCAUUGAAUUGUUUAAAGGGUUAACAGUGAACGUCAUCUUUUGAAAAACACUCCGCAAUAAUAUUGCGGUCUUAAAUAUGUAUGUUGUAAUCAAUCGUAAUUUUAUAUUCAUUUUACUUCAGUUUUCCUUCGUCAGUGGAAAAUAAUUAGCUGCUAACCUGGCACAGUGUAAAACUAUUUGCAUCUUCUGUUUUAAUGCAGCUGAGAAGUUUUCACAAUCAUCUCGUUUCAUUUUAAAAGUGAGCAUUUAAUUCUCCUCAAAACCAAAAAAAUUUAGAAAAUAUUAACACCAUUAUGAUUCAAAUGGUUUUCGUUACUCCAUUUUCAGAGUGCUGGGUGGUUUUUUUUAACAUUUUCACUUUCGGACAUAUUAAGUGUUUAUGCACAAGAUUUUUUUCUGAUUUGAGAUGGAAAUCUCCCCAUGUCCCUUUGGUUUGCUAUGAACACCUUGCACAUUGAUUAGUUUGUUGCUUAGCAUUUGCCUUUCCCAAUGAUGAACAAUUAUUUAAUAAUUAAUGACCUUUACUAACCAUCUUGUCAGUUAACCUGUUGAGCACUGUCACCUGUGGUCAAAUAUAAAUUCUACAGUUCAUUUUUCUUAGAUUAAAAUUAAAAAGUAUCAUUUUUUAAUUUCCAUUUCAAAAUACAACAUUGAAUUCCCGUCUUGUAAAGAUGGGAAUAAGCAAUGCAAUCAGAAAAUAGCAUUUAUUUACAGUAUAUGGAGGUAAAAAGGCAGGAAAAUUAAUGGCCAAAACUUUCCCUUAUCUUAAGGAUACCUCAUAUCUAGAUAUUUCCGUAGUUUAUGUAGGAACAAUAAGAGAUCAUUCAGCCAUGCAAGCUUUUAUACCAUUCAAUUGGGCUAUUUUGCUUCUAUAUCCUUUAUCUAUCAAGAAUCUGUGAAUCUUAGUUUCAAAUACUGCAUUCACCUAGGCUGAACAGCUUUUUGGCAGGGAAGAAAUUGGAGAUCUCCGCAACGCAUUAUGUGAUGAUGUGCUUCCUGCAUCUCCUGAAUGUACCAGCUCUAACUUUAACAUCAUGUGGCCUGGUCUGAAUUUUUCGAAGAAUAAUUUCCAUGAAAUAUUUCGUUAUUUGGUUUAUUACUGUCAUGUGUACCAACGUACAGUGAAAAGUGUUGUCUUACUACUUUUGGAGGCAGAUCAUACUAUACAAGUGUAUCAGGAUAACAGAACAUGUGCAAGAUACAAUGUUAGAGUUGCCAAGAAGGUGCAGAGAGAGAUCAAUACUGACGUUUGAGGUCUAUUUAAAAGACUGAAAGCAGUGAGGAAGAAGCUGUUCUUGAAUCUUCUCAAAUUUAUAUUCGAACUUUUAUAUAUUUUUCCUCAUAGAGCAGGGCGGAAAAGACUAUAACUUGUGGUGGGAGGAGUUUUUGAUUAUGUUGGGCGCUUUCCUAAUGCAGUGGAGAAGUAUAGAUGAAAUCAAUGGUUGGGAGGCUGAUUUGCAAGAUGGACCAGGUUUGUGCUCAUGACUCUAAUUUCUUGCGAUCUUGGGAAGAACAGUUUCCCUAGCAUGCUGUGAUGCUCUAGAUAGGAUGCUUUCUGUGGUGCAUCUAUAAGAAUUUGAAAGUCUUUAUAGAUAUGCCGAAUUUCCUUAACUACCUGAAGAAGUAGAGGCGUUGUUGUGCUUUCUUGACCAUAGUUUCAACAUGGAUGGACUCAAACAGAUUGGUGAUUGUCACUUUCGUGAACAUGAUGAUGUCAACCAUCUCCACCUCAGCACCGUUGAUGCAGACAGGGGCAUGCCCUCCACUCUACAUCCUGAAGUCUAUGAUCAACUGCUUUGUUUCGCUGACAUUGAUUUACAUCAUGCCACUGCGCACUCUGUCUCCUUCCUGUACUGUGUGUCAUUCUUGUUUGAGAUCCAACUUACACCCAUGGUGUUAUCAGCAAACUUGUAAAUUGAUUUGAUGCUGAAUUUGGCCACAGUAGUGUAUGUAUAACAAGUAUAGUAGGGAACUGAGUACACAGUCUUGCGGAUUAUCGAGGAGGUGGUGUUGUUGCCUAUCCUUACCACAUUCUGUUGGUUAAGAAGUCGAGAAUCCAGUUAGAGUGGGGAGCAGAGACCUAGGUCUCAAUGUGUGGAGAUACAUUAUUUAUUUUUAAAAGCUAACAUUAUUUUCAAAUAACUUGAUCAGAUUGUUCCUUCUUCAUUGCAUAGACUGGCUUUUUUUCCUGUAAAUGUAAUCUUCCUUCAUAAUUUAAUCAUUUCCUGAGGUAUGCUGCCCAGAGCCUUAUGCAACUGCAGUAUAACUUCAACCUAUUUGAAUUCCAGCCCCAUAAUGAUAAAGCAUAGUAUUCUCUUACUCAUUUAAAUUAUUUUUGUACCUGUACAUUUUAGCACUUUUUUUAAAGCAGUUCUGAGAAUUGAAUCUGGUGGUCAUAGUGUUUCAGCUGUGACAGUCCUCUCUGUUGAAGAAUGCUUAUUUGGAACUACCUGUUUGCAAGGGCAGUUUUUUUCCCUGAGUUGGGUUAUCACAAAAUAUGGUGUUCAUUUCAGUAAACUUGGCAAUUUUAAAUUACUAUCAAGAUUUAGAAUGCCAAUUAGAUGCUUAAGUGACAACUGACAUUCUUAACUUUCACUGAAGUUUGCAACUUGUGCUGACAAUGUAGCAUUUUAUUUCUUAACUAUAGUUUUCAGGGUGGAUGUUUAGUUUAGGCCUAAUUACGUAGUUGGUGUACCCUUUGAGAGGUCCAAGGAUUGAAUGAAAUUGGCUGUUGGGUCUCAGCUUAAUAGUUGCAUGAGAUGCUGAUGUUGGUUGCGCCUUGACUUGAACUCUAGUAAUUGAGUGAUUCUUUGGGCUGACUCCUUUGCCCUGCUGGUAAGAUCUAGGAGAAGGAAAGGAGCAGUAUUUGUUGUGUUUGCAACAAGGCAGCAACAAUGAUUUUGUAGCUGGGGGAAACAUUCUGCAAGAAGGCUUGUUUUUAAUUUUUCUCAGUAUGCAAUUUUAAUGUCUAUGGAAUCCUGAGCAAGUUAAACUCAAUAUCUGCCACAUUCAUUAAGUAAGAAUUUCAAAAAAUAGUUUGGCACGCAUUGAGUCCCUACAUUAACACAUUUGUCAGAGGUUUAAAUAUGCUUGAAAUAAGGGAGGGACCAACAUAAUUGACAACUGGCUAAGUUGAUAUGGUUUGUGAACCAUUUUAUACCUGAAAGGUGGCAAUUAUUCAUACCAGUUCUAGCCUGCAAUAUUUGAAGGUAGACAGAGAAUUUUCUUGGUGGAACUUUCCUGUUCUGACAGACAGCAUAUAGUGGUUCUAUUCCCAUCCCCCAUCCUGGAAACACGGCCACAUUGUACUGAUGAUAGUUAGUGAUUACAGCAAUUUUUGUGUCGUCUUAACAGAAUAAAGUGGCCAAGAUACUUCAGAGAAGGAUUAUAAAAACAAAACAUGAAACCAAACCACACAACGCAAUAUUAAGUCAAACACCCAAGAGCUGGAGAAAUGAAGAGGUUUAGGGAAAGUACACAAGAGCUUAACCUUGAACACCUGAAGACAUGAUAACCAAAGACGAAGCAGUCAAAAAUAGGGUGUACUAAUGAAGACGCAUGGAGAGCAAUUUCGUGCUUGGUUAAUAGAAUAAGCUUUUUUGUUUUGCUCCUUUAGGGCAAUUCUAAUCAUUUUUUCCAGUUCCAUAUAAUGAUCUCUUCCCAUUGACAGUUUGCAAUUCUAGGAUAACUUCAUGCAGUUGAAAUUACUGUAAUUUAGUGGUGUUUUUUAAAUGUUCUGUCUUGAACUAAGAUUAUCUGCAGAGGUGAACAGGAAUUAGAAUAUCAUGAAGUUCAUUUUGAAGAAUUAUCGAAGAAUUGUAAUUUUGUGGUUCCGUGAAGGGUUAUUCUUGACCAGUGAACACUCGUGAGGUUUGAUCAUAAUUCAUUCUGCUCUGUAAUUCUAUGGCCCAUGUUUUGAAGUACAUUCUAUGACAUUUCAUGCAGUACAUGUUUAUUUUACAGACUGUGAUGACUAAUAUUUGGCAGUCAACAUUCUUUUUUUAAAUAUUGAAUCUGACAAUAAUAGUAUUUCAGCAUCAAAGUUAAAAGUAGAAAAAUAUCUGUUAGUAUGUUCCAGUAGUAUAAAUGAGUUGAUAAAUUUGAUUCUGUUCUCUUCUUUAAUUUCAUUUUGUGAUAUUUGGUAGAAAUGUACGGAAAAGAAGUAUACUUGUGGAGUGAAAGGAGCUGUAUAUUUUGAAAGCUAAAUUUCUUUCCAUGCUGGUGAAUUUAAAACACACUCUGGUUUAAUAUAUUUCUUUUUGUUUUUUUUAAGCAUAGUAAUGCAAUACUUGUGCCAGUGGGUCACCCUUGUAUGUAUAAACCUGACAGUUACAGUGCUGAAAUUGUGGUAAAUGGUUCUCCUUCAUGCGUUUUUGCUGUCAUUACUUGUUGCUCAUUUUGUUUUCGAGAAGGUGGCAUAUUGGUUUUUUUUUGAGUACAUGCUUUUCUUUUCAGAACCAAAACUCAGUGUGACAACAGAAAGGUGCAUCUGGUUGCGCAUUUGAAAUAAGCUUGUUGAAUGUUUAAAUUGUUCAUACAAUGUAAGAAAUAGUUUUUUUCUGAAUAUCUGAAGAGCUUAAUAGCUGUUGAUAUUUUCAGGAAACAGCAGAAAUAUGUUCAACUGUUUGAAACAAAGACUUUGUAUUCAAUUGCUUGGUCUCUAAGUCUUCUCUCACUUGCCCUAAAAUCAUAAAAGGGAGCUCGUGCCUCCCCUAUGACAAUAGCUCUUCAGUAAAGAAAAUGAGUCUCCACUGCACCUCCAUGAAUAUCUAUUUCUACUAAUAAGAUUCUUAAUUCUCUGCAAAUAACUCAACUCCCAUAAAAUUAUGACACCUUGCAAAAGGAAAAUGAGAAUGGGCUUAAACGAAUAUUUUUUCACUCGAUUGGGGAAAAUGGGCGUUUGCAUAAGAAUUAGUGGAAGUUCUGUAUGGUAACGCAUAUAUUAGCUCUUUUAUCUACGUAUCCUGUAAUUUCAAAUUAUGAAAUCUGUAAAUGUGGUUUCCUGUCAAUAGAAUAGAUCUUAAAUACCAAUAAUGUCAUAUACUUUAUUAAAUAUAGAUGUUGCAGAAAUAUGUUGCACAUCCUAGGAACUGUUUUCUUUUAUCAAAUGUAUUUAUUUGUAUUUCUGUUCUGUUUAUAAAUACCUCAUUGUAGCCACUAAGGGUUUAAAACAAAUCUAGUAAUGUCAAGUUACAAUUUAGUAUCCAGUUACUAAGGUCUCUCUACUGAAUUGUAAAACUUCAUUUUUCUUAUUUUAAGUUGUUUUAAACCCUAACUAUGAAUGCACCUGUUCAUCUUUCCCUUUUCAAGGUGGACUGAUAACUUACUUAUGGAGGUAGCAGCAUUUAAACUAUAAUAAAUCAUAUGUUAAACCUUACCAGCCAUGCAGAAAGUGCAAUCAAGAAACUGGACGUGUUAUUUUUUGUUCCACAGGCACCAUCUUUGGUUAUUUUUCAAAUGCUACGUGUGGAACAGGGUGAAUGAACCAAUGGGUAUUUUCUGGUCUGUCAAUGUUCUGUAUUAUGAUAAAGCAAUAAACUUGCUUGUUAUUGUAA
Messenger RNA from Stegostoma tigrinum, 10378 nucleotides. RefSeq names its product apoptosis-stimulating of p53 protein 2-like. Bases 429 to 3890 code for a protein of 1153 amino acids. The record is from RefSeq and is a predicted model, not a curated record. Lineage: Eukaryota; Metazoa; Chordata; Chondrichthyes; Orectolobiformes; Stegostomatidae. Gene Ontology annotation, molecular function: p53 binding. Gene Ontology annotation, cellular component: nucleus. The transcript is spliced from 18 exons. Gene Ontology annotation, biological process: regulation of apoptotic process; signal transduction.